Drosophila mauritiana is the source of this 1356-nucleotide messenger RNA. Its product is annotated as zinc finger protein 718. Bases 65 to 997 code for a protein of 310 amino acids. The record is from RefSeq and is a predicted model, not a curated record. NCBI's taxonomy places the organism in Eukaryota, Metazoa, Arthropoda, Insecta, Diptera, Drosophilidae. Gene Ontology annotation, molecular function: zinc ion binding; DNA-binding transcription activator activity, RNA polymerase II-specific; RNA polymerase II cis-regulatory region sequence-specific DNA binding. Gene Ontology annotation, biological process: regulation of transcription by RNA polymerase II. The transcript is spliced from 3 exons. Gene Ontology annotation, cellular component: nucleus.
UUGUGGGUAGCUGCAUUUGAUUUGGCAGUUCAAUUUUUAAAUAUUGGCAAGUUUAAUACUGAAAAUGUCGCAACCAUCUGGUGAAUUCCGUUGCCGAGUUUGCCUUAAAGAGGAUGAACUCCUGGUGGAUAUUUAUGAGAUCGUAGAAGAGAUGCAGGUAGACCUGUGCACCUUGUUGGAAACGUGUGGCGGCAUAAAGGUAGACCGCAGAGAUGUGCAGCCAAUGUAUUUAUGCCAGGAGUGCACCAACGAGCUUCUCAUCGCCGCAAAGUUUCGCAAAAAGUGCGAGGAGUCGGAGAAGUUGCGCGAUAUGGCUCACGAGAUAAGCAUGGACACGGCAGAACGCCUAGCUUCGGAGGAAAUAAUUAUUAUUGAUCCCAGCGACUAUAUUGAACAGCUCUCCGCUGUGGAGGAUCCCGAAAAUGAACCUAUUGGAGUUUCACGCUGGAACUGCCAGCAUUGUGGCGCUGGUUUCCAGCAAUCGGAAGCACUGCGUCGGCACAUCCAAAAAGUCCAUGCUUCAACAACUAUUAUUGACUGUAGGGAUUGCAGGCGGAUCUUUACGAAAGUGGGUUCCUACCAGGUCCACAAUUGCUCUCAUGCCAAGUCACUCAAACGUAAGCACAAGUGCCUGGAGUACGGUAAGUGCCUUCAAUCCGCCUCUAGUCUGGCAAGCCACAUUCGCCUGCACACCGACGAAAGGGCCUUCACCUGCGAUCAGUGCGCCAAGGCCUUCAGGACCAAUGGAGCAUUGGAGGCUCAUCUGAGGCGCCACAAACAGGUCAUGCAGCACAAGUGUCCGCACUGCGGGCGUGGAUUUGUAGAAUUCAGCAACCUGCGACGCCAUAUAGUUGCCAGGCACACGGAGAAACGUCCGCAUCUUUGCAACUUCUGUCAGCGCAGUUUCUCCAGGGUCUACAUGCUGGAGCUGCAUCUUCGUACACACACUGGCGAAAGACCCUACGCCUGCCAGCAUUGUGACAAACGUUUUGCCUAGCUGGGAGUCCUCAAGAGUCACGAGCGGAUCCAUACCGGUGAAACCGGACAGUGAUAAGUUGCAGAUCGCCGCUUUGGGCCAAUGAACUCUGAUCGCGGUCAAGGUAGCAGAUAUCAGCCCUAUCAGUGACUUCGGCAGCUUCUUUCAAUGCCAAGGCAUACAGCCCACAGCGAUUUGUUUUGCAAAGUCCGAGGCUCUUCUUACAUCGGAUAAAGAUCAACGAAUUUGAGAGUUGUGCCUCUAAAGUGUGAGGCCUUGUCUGUGUCUCAUUGCCUUCCUGCUUAAAUGAAAUCCCGCAGAGCAGCUGUAUGAAAAUCAGUUAUGCUUAAGAAAUCCUAAGCCCAGAAAGAACACUAUUC